AUGACUAUGUUUGUUCACGAAAGAUCUUCCAACACUAGACCAACUAUCUGUGAGUUUCCUAUUAUACAACGAGUCAUUGAUAGCUCUGUCCUAAUUGACUUAGGAUAUAUAGGCUCUCAAUUUACUUGGUCCAAUAAAAAAUCUGGGAUUAAUAAUGUCAAAGCUAGAUUGGAUAGGGCAAUGGUGAAUAGUCAUUGGCUGCAUCAUUAUAACAACUCUAAAUUGUUUCAUAUUGAUGCAAUAGUCUCUGACCAUCUGCCAAUUCUCUUGGUUACCAACGGUAAUGAUCACCAAGGGAAAAAUCUAUAUAGAUAUUUCAAGUGCUGGUUUAAGGAUCCAACUUGUCAGCAAAUUAUCAAGGAUUCUUAUAAAACAAAUCUUAGAGGCUCUCAUGCUUUCAAAUUGGUCAACUGUCUUAGAAAUGUAAAAUAUGAGAUAAAGAAAUGGAAUACAACCCAUUAUGGUAACAUUGAUCAUAAAGUUCACUCAUUAACUGAUCAACUCAGAAAUCUGAAUAGAAAUCCUUAUUUUAUUCAGAAUAAUGAGGCCACAAGGGAGGUAGAACAGAAUCUUGAGUUGGCUAAAAAAGCUCAAGAAUCCUUUUAUACUCAAAAAUCCAGAGUUGAUUUCAUUAAGAGUUAUGAUAGAAAUACCUCCUACUACCAUACUAAUGUUAACAGAAGGAGGCAUUUCAAUCAUAUUAGCUCUCUUAAAUUAGCUAAUGGUCUUUGGUCUGAGGAUAGAGAUACUCUUGAGGACCUUCUUGUUUCUCAUUUCAAAAAUAUUUCUACUACCACUAAUCCUAUCUUAAAUGAGACUUUCCUAAAUCAACCCUUCCAGCAAUACAAAUCAACCCUUCUUCUUGCUUGA
Molecule: messenger RNA, 870 nt
Organism: Papaver somniferum (opium poppy)
Lineage: Eukaryota; Viridiplantae; Streptophyta; Magnoliopsida; Ranunculales; Papaveraceae
Exons: 1
Coding region: 1-870 (289 amino acids)
Source: RefSeq, a predicted model, not a curated record